Molecule: messenger RNA, 492 nt
Organism: Lycium ferocissimum
Lineage: Eukaryota; Viridiplantae; Streptophyta; Magnoliopsida; Solanales; Solanaceae
Exons: 1
Coding region: 1-492 (163 amino acids)
Molecular function (GO): RNA-DNA hybrid ribonuclease activity; nucleic acid binding
Source: RefSeq, a predicted model, not a curated record
AUGGAGUUUAAAAAAGGAAAUCGAGGGCCAAGUUCUGCUGCAUUUUGUAUCAGAAAUGAAGAGGGGGAUUUGGUGCAUGCAGCUGCUAAAACUCUGAGUGAUGGAUCAAAUAUAGUUUCUGAGGCUGAGGCUAUUAAAAUGGGUGUGAUGUACUGUGUGGAAAAGCAACUCUUUCCAUUAAUCAUAGAGACUGAUUCCAUGACCAUGAAGAUGAUUAUCAAUGCUGAAUGGAAGAUCCCUUGGUGCAUUUCAAUGUUGAUGGAUGAUAUCACAAGGAUGAUGGAAGAUCAAAGAGUGACUGUGGAGCAUAUACACAGAGAAGGAAAUAGACUUGCAGAUAUUUUAACUAACUUUGUUUUUGAUUUUGCAGGUACAGUUCAGUUUCGUAAUUUUCAAGAAUUACCAAGUCAAGCUAAGAAGAUUCUGAAUUUGGAAAAAAUAGGAAUUCCUAACUUGAGAAUCAGAACUCUUCAAGACAAAGCACCUGAUUAA